AUGGGAGGCGCGGUGUCUGAGCUGCGCGGCGAGAUCCACACCCACGUGUUGAUCGUGCAGCACUAUCCAAUGUUCCUGGAGCCGGUCCUAGCUGCGGUGCAGUACUUCCUUCAUGCUGCUGAGCUUGGUGAAGGCACCAACCGCGAGAAUCCUCUCGAGGAGAUCUCGAUGGACGUUGUCAUCACAGACAAGCGCGUGUUUGAAGAGGCUUCGACCGAAGUGGAGCUGCUGUCAGAGAACCCAGCGGUGACAGAGGCCUUGCUGCAUGCUGUGCGCAACUAUCGGCAACUGGAGCUCUCGCCCGACAUCGACACCUUCAAGCGGUGGUACGAUUCUCCAUGGCGCAAAAACAAACCCUUUCCGAGGUUUGUUGUCGUCCCACCAGACGAAGUCCCGCGCUUCAGGAUUGCAGUGCUCCGAACGAGCAUUCGCUGUCUGCGUCUCAUGAUGUUCUGCCAAGACGGGAAGAAGCAGCUCGAAGAAUCUGGCGGGCCUGCAGUGCUGAACCAGGCAGUACUCGAAAAUCCGCUGGAUGACUUCGUGAAAAAUGACGUCAAGGCCAUCUUCUCCGCUGUUUACGGCGGCGAUAACGCAGUCCGACGAAUCGUGAUCAGCAAUGUGCCUAUCGUUGUUGAGAUGAUGAAGGAAAACCACGAGAGUGCCAUUGUGCAGCUCGCAGGAGUCCGACGGAUCUGUUCACUGCUCGCAGACGUCCAGGCUCGCCAGUACUCGCCGUCCCAAUCUCCGACACGUACAGCACAGCAAACGGCUCCAGGAGAUCGACCCGGUGACCAGGAAAAUAAUAAGACGAGUGAUCCAGUAGAGCUCGAGCGUCUUGCAUUGUUCGCAGAGCUGGAUACGUUUGCUGUCGUCACGCUGGUCACGGAAACGCUGAACCGGUUCGACGUCGACAAGUACCUGAGCUUGUACGUCCACGUGUGUCGCUUUAUCUCUUUCGUAGCGAUCGAAGAGCGAAACGCGAAACUUGUCGGUCAAACUGGAGGCAUCGAAGGCUCCAUUCGCUUGCUGUUCAAAGCUCGUGAAAUGCAGCGUCAGAAGAAGGCCGAUGAGAAAGAUGAAGCAGAUCGGCUGGCGAAGCUUCAGAAAUUGCCAGAGUCUGCCGAGUGGAUGAGCCUUCUGAUGCAAUCCAAGAAAGCCCCGCCGCCACCUCCCGUCGAUGCGUCGGGACAAGCCGUAUCCAUUGCCUCGCUAGCUGUUGUAGACUUCACACCCACGGAGAUUGGACAGCAGGCACUUUGGGCGCUUGACUUGCUCGCCACUCUUGACUUCAACGUAUCCAUGAUGAAGUUGCAUAGACUAAAGUACUUGCUGGAAGAGAUUCGAUUAGACCCCGAUGGAAAAGAGCUCGGCGCAGUGUUAAUCCUUACUCGAAGAUUGAGGCUCAUCCGCUGGGACCAAGUUGGCGCACCUUCACCUGAGAAACCAAAACGCAAAGCGAACUCAUAG
Phytophthora sojae is the source of this 1467-nucleotide messenger RNA. RefSeq lists its product as hypothetical. The record is from RefSeq and is a predicted model, not a curated record. The coding region runs from base 1 to 1467 and encodes 488 amino acids. NCBI's taxonomy places the organism in Eukaryota, Oomycota, Peronosporomycetes, Peronosporales, Peronosporaceae. The transcript is spliced from 3 exons.